Molecule: messenger RNA, 423 nt
Organism: Candidula unifasciata
Lineage: Eukaryota; Metazoa; Mollusca; Gastropoda; Stylommatophora; Geomitridae
Source: the annotation of a GenBank genome assembly
AUGUGUUACAGCUACUUCCGGAUCCUGUUUAUGACCGUCAGAACGAGGCACAAGCGGUUGCAGUGGGCGCCCAGAAGUAACGAGAUGAGAAUUUGGGAACAGAAGGAGAUCAGGCUUCUCAAGGUGACCUUCAUCAUGUGUGCCAGCUUCAUGAUCUGCUGGACGCCCUAUGCCGUGGUGGCUAUGAUCAAAUCCUACUCCAGCAACAUUCACUUAUCGCCCUCAUUAUCAGUGUUUCCAGCCUUGGCUGCCAAGACGUCGCAUGUCAUCGACCCCCUCAUCUACUGCGGGAUGAACAAGAACUUCACUCGUAUCAUUCCUCAGGUGUUCAAAAAGACACCGGAAAUUGACAGAGAACACACGACUAGCGUCCCUUUGAAGACUUUAGUGAAAGUUACCUUCGAUCAAGAUCAAGCUGAGUGA